GAGAGUUCAGAAAAAUUGAAUUGGCAGCACAAAUCAAAAUUCUGAUCAUAACAAGAAGGUUUUGGCAACACUUUUGAUCAAUUGACCAAAUCAACACUACAACACCUUAAUAAAACGAUCAUGAUAGCUCUGGUUGAUGACAGUACAGUGGUUGAUGCUACAAUCUAUAUUGGUCUUGUGCUGGCAUUGACUCAGAAUUUGUCUGCUUCUGAGAUCAUUCAGAUCAUAAAUGACUUACGUGUGCAGUUGAAUCAAUCAACUUUCAAUGUUCAAUAUACUUCUGUGAUUCAUAUACUUGAAUUGGUAUUGAUCUAUGCUGAUCCAUCAAGUUAUUCAUUGGAUUCAGUGAUCAAGUUUGUGGAAACUUUAACCAAGGAAGAGUUACCUUCAUCUGAGUUUAAUGAUUUAGAAGAGAUUAAAAAUUGGUUAAGUACUAAAUCGAUUGAUAUUCCAAAUCAUGAUAAAUCAAUAUUAAAGACGGCAUCAGCUAUAUUGACUGAUACAACAGCUCAAUGUCAACAUCUUUCAUUCAUUUUGAGUAAACACGAUACCAAACAAGAAAUCAUAUUUAAAUUUGUUAAGGCCAAAGUAUUAAGACUUUCUCAUUAUUAUCAUGAUGCCAAAUCUUUCCAAAGUUUGUUUAAACCAUUACAAAACUAUGAACCAUUCAAACUAUGGUAUAAUGGUUUGGUCCAACUGUAUAUAUAUUAUUGGGACAAUUAUGGAUCCUUAAAUGAUGAUAAUAAUCAAGUUGUACUAUUCAAAGACUUUUUAAACUUACAAUCAUUACAAGAUCAUUUCACAAUAUUAAUCUAUCCCGUCAUCCAUCAUUCAUAUACCAGUAACAAAUUAUCAAUAGAGAAUUGGAAUACUCAUGUUAUUUUACCCCUUAUACAUUAUUAUGGAGAUGAUUUCGAACCUUUACAUUCAUGGUUAUUCUUAAAUCCUGAUCAUUUAUCAGGAAUUCAUCCAUCUAAGAAGUAUCAAGUUUGGAAACAUACUAUUCAAUCGAUUGUUCAAACUCCUUAUUUACAAUUUGAUAAUUUCAAGAUUAUAAUUGAAUAUUAUUUAGCAUCAUGUUAUUAUUUUGCAGUUUAUUUCGAAAAUGAUGAAAAGAAAGUAUCCUCAGUGGAAUUAACUAAGAUUUAUGAUACUAUAAUUGAAACUUUGGACUUAAUAACUACUGAGAAGAAGCACAUUGAAUUAUCAAGUAAUUCAUUUAAAGAUUUGUUCCCUGUGUACGACUCCUUGCAAGAGUUUAUUGAAUCAAAUACUAAUCCUAUACGACCAUUAUUUAUCGAACCAAAUGGUAGUUCUAUAGCUACCUUAAAAGAAAUUGUCACUACAUGUCAAGAAUUAUAUCCAAUUAAUAGAUUAACAAUAUCGAAAUAUUUACAUUUGAAAUAUUCAGCUGAACCAAUGAAAGAGAAGGAAGUAUUACAAAUAUUUAGUGGUAUAAAUUCCAAUAAUAGUUCUCAAUUGUUAACUUCAGUGGAUUCAUUCAUAAGUAAUUUCAUCAAUGAACCGAAAGAAAGCACCAAAAUCAAUAAACUUAUCAUUGGGAGAUUAUUAUUUUCUAAUUUCUUUGAUUUAGUUGAAUCACGAUAUAGUUCCAAAAUCGAAGCUAAUGAGUAUUUUGAAUUAGUAUUAGAGAAAUAUUGGGAUUCAUUUAAUAAUGCUAGUAAUUUUAAUGAAAAGAUUGGUAAACUCCAUGAUGCAGCUAAAUGUGUUGAAAUUCUUGAUAAAGUUUCAAAUCGAUCUGAUUUAAGUCAAGUUAAUAAACAUUUGAUAAUUCGUUUCAAACAUUUAUUCAAAGCUAUGGCUAAUAUGAAGAAUUUUAGAAUUGCAGUGGAAAAGAAUAAGCCAUUCACUCCAUAUCAACUUGUUAAUAAUUUUGGUCCGUCUGAAUCCAAUACAGAUCAAAUUCAAACCCUUCAUCUUAUAAAUAUCAUUCUUGAACAAAAUCCAAAGUCUUAUGUGGCAUUUGAGAAAUUAUACCGAAUUUUAAAUGAUUUAUUAAUUUAUUUCGAUAUUGAUACUAGUAAAAAUUCAACUUAUUAUUUCAAUAAAUUAAAAUCAGCAUGUAUUGAAUCAUCAUUGAUUGAUAAUAAUUUCACUUUUGCUUAUGAGAAAUGUUUGGAAUUAUUACAACAUUAUCAAAAGAAUGAUGAUGAUUUGAAUGAUAUCUGGUUAACGUUUUAUCAAGUGGGUAAAUAUAUAUCCCCAUCAUGGUAUGAAGAUGAUAUAAGUGAUAAGAAAGAGACAGAAAAAGUGAAGAUUUGGUUACAACAACGAGAAUUACUUUCUAGAACUUUAGAGUUUACCUACCACUCUGAUUCAAGUUCAGAUAAUAGUAAAGUUAUCUUAAGUCAAUGGGAUAGAAUCAAUGAACAAAUAGAAGAAUAUUAUAGUCAAUCUAGACUUGAUAACUUGAAACAAUCCCAAACUAGUAAUCAAUUAAGAACUUUGACUGAUGUUAAAGAGAAUAUAGGUAAUUUAGCUAAUGAAAUUAUCCUUGAUGCUACAGCUACCACUAAUAAUGCUAGUGAAAAGAUAUCUAAUCUUUUUGUUUCUGGUUUAGGUUGGGCCAUUGGAGCUAAUCAACAUCAUUGAUCUUCGUAAUAUUUAGUAUAUGUAUAAAGUUAAUAUGUUUAUGAUAUGUCAUAACUUUUGUCAUAAAUAUUUGUCAUGUCGUAAAUCAAAAAAUUUUGACAUUUUCUGAUCAAGUCGCGUAAACUUCAAAAAUUUAAAAAUUUCAUAAAA
This is a messenger RNA of Scheffersomyces coipomensis, 2763 nucleotides long. RefSeq lists its product as uncharacterized. The coding region runs from base 121 to 2613 and encodes 830 amino acids. Lineage: Eukaryota; Fungi; Ascomycota; Pichiomycetes; Serinales; Debaryomycetaceae. The record is from RefSeq and is a predicted model, not a curated record. The transcript has a single exon. Gene Ontology annotation, biological process: retrograde vesicle-mediated transport, Golgi to endoplasmic reticulum.